AAUAAGUGCAUCCGUGAAAUGUUCUUGCUACUAAAUAUUCCAAGGUCAACUGUUAGUGGUAUUAUAACAAAGUGGAAGCAACUGGGAACAUCAGCAACUCAGCCAUAAAGUGGUAUGCCACGUAAAAUGACAGAGUGGGGUCAGUGCAUGCUGAAGCGCACAGUGCGCAGACGUCACCAACUGUCUGCAGAGUCAAUAGCUAAAGACUUCCAAACUUUGUGUGGCCUUCAGAGAACUUCAUGGAAUGUGUUUCUAUGGUCGAGCUGCUGCAUCCAAGUCUUACAUCACCAAGUGUAAUUCAAAGCGUUGGAUGUAGUGGUAUAAAGCAUGCCGCCACUGGACUCUAG
Staurois parvus is the source of this 347-nucleotide messenger RNA. Lineage: Eukaryota; Metazoa; Chordata; Amphibia; Anura; Ranidae. The record is from the annotation of a GenBank genome assembly.